GGCGGGGGCCGGGCCGCUCCGGUCGAGCUGAACCCAAUAAAGGCGCCGCCAUGGGGGACCGGGCCCGGGGCGAGCCGUCUCCCGCCUCACGUGACCGGCCCGCCUCACGUGACCGGCCCGCCUCACGUGACCGCGCAGCGCGCAGGCGCGGCGGGGAGCGGUUCCGGCGGUAUCGGCAUCAUGUCGGCGCUGGGGGCGGUGGAGGCGGCGCGGGGGUCCCGGGGGUCCCUGUUCCGGCCCCUCAGCGCCGAGGACGGCGAGCAGCGCCCGGCCGAGAUCGAGUCUCUGUGCAUGAACUGCUUCCGAAACGAUCCCCUUCUUCAAAGAGAUCAUCGUCAGCUCCUUCGCCUGCGACAGCUGCUCCUGGUCCAACACGGAGAUCCAGUCCGCGGGCAGGAUCCAGGAGCAGGGCGUGCGCUACACCCUGGCCGUCACCUCCCGCCAGGCGCUGCGUGCCCCGGUGUGGCUGCUUUGCGUGGGGCAUCCCGGGCCUGUCGGGGAUCCUGACGCUGCUCCUCGACUGUCGUGUGCAGGACAUGAACCGGGAGGUAGUGAAGACCGACUGUGCCACGGCUCAAAUACCAGAGCUGGACUUUGAGAUCCCUGCUUUCACCCAGAAGGGAGUCCUUACCACCAUUGAAGGGAUAAUUGACAGAGCUGUCGCGGGCCUGGAGCAGGACCAGCCCGUCCGCAGGGCGACGGACGAGGAGGUGGCAAGUAAAAUCGAUGAGUUCAUCAGUAAACUGAAGCAGCUGAAAGAAGUACAUUCCUCCUUCACCUUUAUCAUAGACGAUCCUUCAGGGAACAGCUUUGUGGAGAACCCUCACGCGCCACAGAAGGAUGACGCUCUUGUGGUCACUCGCUACAGGAGGACUCCGCAGCAGGCUGCCAUGCUGGGGCUGGAGGGAGAGGAGUUGGAUGAGAAGGCGGCCGAUCCCGCGGAGGAUCUGAGGAAUGAGGUACUGCAGUUCAACACCAACUGCCCCGAGUGCAACGCCCCAGCUAACACAAACAUGAAGCUAGUGCAAAUCCCACACUUCAAGGAAGUGAUUAUCAUGGCCACAAACUGCGACUCCUGUGGGCACAGGACAAAUGAGGUGAAGUCUGGAGGAGCAAUCGAACCACAGGGCACCAGGAUUACCCUUAGGAUUACAGACCCUUCGGAUAUGACGAGGGACAUCCUCAAGUCGGAGACGUGCAGCGUGGAGAUCCCAGAGCUGGAGUUUGAGCUGGGGAUGGGAGCGCUGGGGGGGAAGUUCACCACGCUGGAAGGGCUGCUGAAGGACAUCAGAGAGCUGGUUGAGAGAAACCCCUUCACUCUGGGGGACAGCUCUACGCCCAGCAAAACGGAGAAGCUGCAAGAGUUCAUUGGAAAACUGUGCGAGAUCACAGAGGGAAAGAGAAAAGCUCACUUCAUCAUGGAUGACCCUGUGGGCAACAGCUAUCUUCAGAACGUGUACGCCCCAGAGGAGGACCCGGAGCUGAAGGUGGAGCGCUACGAGCGCACAUUUGAGCAGAACGAAGAGCUGGGCCUGAACGACAUGCGGACGGAGGGCUACGAGUCCCAGGGAGCCCCUGGCCGGUAGCUGGGCACGGCCGGAGCCCUUCAGCCUCCUCCCCUGCUAACUCCGGGGACCAGGACCGGUUCGGGGCCGGGGUCCCUCUCCCCUUCCCCACGGCGCGUACGGCUGGUGUGUCGGGGGGAGCGCCGGGUCUGGGGGCUGCGCCCCAAUAAAAGGUUUUGAACGGAG
Molecule: messenger RNA, 1751 nt
Organism: Grus americana (Whooping crane)
Lineage: Eukaryota; Metazoa; Chordata; Aves; Gruiformes; Gruidae
Gene: ZPR1
Product: ZPR1 zinc finger
Exons: 14
Coding region: 51-1586 (511 amino acids)
Cellular component (GO): nucleus; cytoplasm
Molecular function (GO): zinc ion binding
Source: RefSeq, a predicted model, not a curated record